Molecule: messenger RNA, 1115 nt
Organism: Amoebophrya sp. A25
Lineage: Eukaryota; Dinophyceae; Syndiniales; Amoebophryaceae
Source: the annotation of a GenBank genome assembly
AUGUCGAGAGCAACAGUAUCUUUACAAGGGUUGGAGGACCCGCCACUACAGGAGCCGGACGAAAUUGAUUCGGAAGAGCUCGUCACACUUCCAAGUCCGAGAGAGGCAGAUGACGAUGAGCAAGUAGAAGAACAACAGCACCCACCGAAUCCGAAAAAUACAACUAGUCGUCGUGUAGCAGGAGGACCUGCACGGUUUUCCGACUACACUGCACCACCGCCGGCUUCUGUGGCUCUAGACACCGUACUUGGAGGAGACACGAUGAACGACGACGAGGUGGAAGAUGCUCCAGAGGAUGCUAUGAAUCCAGUCUACGAAAUCGAUGCAGACGAUGUGGAGACAGUUGAGGAGACGGAACAGGAAUUUGUAGAGAAUCUUGUAGAGGAAGAUCCAGCUGCAGUAGAGAACCUUGUAGAACAAGAUCAUGCAGAUUCUCAUGUUGUAGAACAAGGUGGAGGACCCCAACAAGAAGAUGCUCAGCCAACUACAACAUCUUCGUCUUCCAAAUUAGAUCUUCAUCGAGCUGCGCCAGCAGCAAGUUUUACUCCUGCAGCUGCCGCGCCUGUGAUCUCUCCUCAAUCGUCUGAAGGUACAGCUGCCUCACCUGCAGACAUGAACAGCUUUUGGUCGGAGCGCGAAAAAAACAUCAGAGGUAUCGACGUCCCCACAGUCGCUAAGAAUCCUACAUUGCGAGCCCUAUUGCAAGAGCGACAGGAGAAGAAGCAUGAAGCUGCUCAGACGAGCAAAAAAGCAGACGAGUUGUCUACUUCUGAUGCGACUUUAUCUUCAUCAGCUAUUAAAAAAACGGCACCCAGCAAGUUGGAGCAGGAGCCGGCUAUAGAUGCACGAGGUCAAGGACCUGCUCCACAUGAUGUUGGUACUACAACACUACGAGGUAUGUUGCAAGAACAAGAAGAGGAAGCAGAGUCCCUUGGUACUACAGAACCAACAGGACAUCAUGGUGAGGAGAAUCUACUUGCAGCAGUAAUGGAGCAUAUGCAGAGGGAGAAGGGUGAAGACGAUUAUAAUGUACCUUCUGGCGCGACUAGUAAUACAAAUACACAGAAAUCUGAGAUAAUGAACGUUCCCGCACCAGCAAAGGCCUCGCCACUUUC